GCAUAUAUAAAAGACGGUGUGUUGCCGAGGCGCCAGUGACACUGCAACAGACUGCGGAGAGAUUCUUUCACUUUUGUUGGCUGAGGAACCAUAGCCAUGAAUUUCACUUUUAAGGUUUCCGUCAUUUUGAUGAUGGCAGUACUGGUGAUGUUGGUAGUGCAGAGUAGCGGCGCCCAACGUCCGUAUGGGUAUCCACCGAUGCCAUAUGAAUUCCGGUACGGCGUCCAAGACAAGUACAAUGGGAAUGACUAUGGACAUGAGGAGCAGAGCAACGGCGAUUCGGUGACGGGCCGGUACUAUGUCCUACUGCCAGAUGGUCGCCGGCAGAUCGUCUCGUACACGGCGGACCACCAGAGAGGCUACAUUGCUACCAUCACUUAUGAAAAUACUGGUAUUCAUCCUGGUACACACGGAGCUGGAGGCAACAUGUACGGAUAACUUGCCGUAUAUUUAUGUUACAAACGAAAAGGCUGUUGACUUGCUCUAUAUUUAUUAUUAUUUUUUUUUUUUGUUAGUAUUUGUUGAUGUAUGUAUGAAAUGUUUUGUUUCCCCGUCAAGAAUAAUAAUGAAUUAGGUGCGCUGCUGGCGGCGUUCUUGCAUGAAAGACUAUAAUCAUCGUCUCUGUUAAAGUAUGAAAGUCCAAUUUCAAGGAUUGAAUACAUUAACCUGUUACAGCUAUCGUGCCAGUAGUUUGUAAGGUGGCAAAUUUCAAAUCUCAAGUUAAAGAAAUAUCUGUGUAUUUACCAUGACUUCAUUUUAAUUCCACCAACCAUUCUGCUUGAUGUAGGAUAAAUAUUUGUUGUGUGUAGUGCUUUCUGGUUAAAAAUGAGCAACAGACUUGACGCUGACAAUAUCAUAAUUGCAUUAGGAAAACACCAGUCAAUAUUUUACAAAAAUUCUGAGCAUCAAUGAUAGUUUGGUUGGUAUUGUGAUAGCGGGAUAGACUUGUUACUAAAAAAAUACUGCUUUGUAAUCUAGUGUAAAAAUUUUCCUGGUGUAGAAAACAAUACUGUAAGCAUUAAACUAAACAGUGAUCCAUCCAUGCAUUUGGUGGCAACAACACAAAUUUACUAACUUUUCACAGUAAAUUCUGACAUCUAUACGUACGUCAUUGAUGUAAGAAUGAACAGUAGAAUUUGUAGUAGAUAAACUGAAUCUUGUGAGUAUUAGUAGGAUUAUUUUGACAGGGAACAUUGUAGUCGUUGAAAGUUAUUCCUUUUAGCAAGCUUGUAACCGAGAUAGAGUGAGUGGCGAGGUGCUGAUCUAGUCCUUUAGUUAUGACUGUAUAUUCCUUGGUUAUGACAGACGUCUCGUUAACUUUGAAAGUAUGGGUUUCACUUUUUUAUACAUUUAUGAUUCUUAUAACUUUGAUUUGUUCAUUUUAUGCAAAAAGACUUUGUUACAAUAAACUUUAGAAAAUGCAGUAUAUUGUAGCUAAUAUAGUUUAUUACUUAAAAUAUGAAUAUUUUGAGAAAAUUGUGCCAUAAGGCUUGACAGAAUAAACAUUUUGAAGUUUA
This is a messenger RNA of Portunus trituberculatus (swimming crab), 1517 nucleotides long. Its product is annotated as pro-resilin-like. The transcript is spliced from 3 exons. Gene Ontology annotation, cellular component: extracellular matrix. NCBI's taxonomy places the organism in Eukaryota, Metazoa, Arthropoda, Malacostraca, Decapoda, Portunidae. The record is from RefSeq and is a predicted model, not a curated record. Bases 97 to 438 code for a protein of 113 amino acids.